UGCACACUAGUAUACUACUGCUGAGUCGAUAAUAAAGACAAACUCCGAUUACGUCGUUGUACGAGCCUCAUUAUAAUAAUAACUCGACAGUGACACCCACUAAUUCUAUAUUAAAGCAUCCAUAAAGUAGCAUGCCAUGGGACCUUUAACAUCUCGCAUCACAUACUAAAGGGAGGCGCCACCCAGUGGCGCUUUAUAGAGCUGACUGUUACAAAAAGGAAGCAACACAUGGCUGUGGAGACAAGAGCCAACGGCAUCAUCCUUUAUUCGGUUUGAUGGAAAUGAUCUCUGCACUUCUGCUCCUUCUAGGUAAACUUUUCCCCGUUCAUCGAGUAGUUGUAUUUUUCAUAGCUCGGCUUCAGCACAAUAGGUCUUGUAUUUAUUUUCUUCAUUUUACUUGAGUAUUCAGCAAUAUAACGGCGGUGUGUGUGUUUGUUUGUGUCUGUGUGUGUAAUAGUAGGCUUACUCUGCGUUAUGAUUGGUAAUAUACAUCGUUUAUAGUUGGAAUGUAUCAUGGUGUAAUAAUUGCGUAAAUGUUGGCUAUUAUUCAAGCAAAAUAGCGUGCGGUGCCCCUUCAUUUCGGUGGGGCAGAAACUACUGGCGUAUGACCACACCCACAAUAUAUAUAUAUUUUUUACAUAUAUAUUUUGAGCUACAUUAAAACAUGUUAACUAAACUAAUCGUGACUAAUUAGUUUAAAAAUAAACUAAUAGCCUAAUGUUACUGCACGCUGAAGUGCCAUCCGCCACAAUCGUCAUAUGAUGCCCCUUAUAGGGAAGUUAUUUCUUUCAUAUUUUAUUUUAACAACAGGCUUAGCGAGUGCAUUGCAAAUACAUGAAAAGUGGAAAUACAAGUCAUCAAUCAAGCAGACCUUCGAUUUGGAACUUGGCCAGACGAUGUGUGCAAAUCUGUGCAAAUCAAUAACAACUCUUUUGAAAUCAGAUAUUUCUCAAUAACAGCUGUUUAAAUCAGGUAUGAAAUCAGGUAUGCAAUUUGAAUACCUGCUGAAAUAAAUAAAUAAAUAGUCUUCAAUGCCGAAAGAUACAGGCAGAGUAAUUCGAUUUUAAACAACAACAGUCCUAGAAUAUGACCAUGGGGCAGACUACUUUACGACCAUAUGGGCGUCGCUGAUUGCAAUUCUUAUUGCAGCCUGCAGGGUUAUGCGAGAAACAUACGGAGGGACGCGGUCGUUGAGCUCCGUCGCCCCACAUUGCAUGACACGUUAAACUCAACCAGAAUCGCCACCAUCAAUUUGAUAUCAACAGACCAAAAAUAGUCGGAAAGCCUACAGAAACUAUAGAUAGUUAAUGUGACAAUCACAUUAUCAAAAAUAAACUUGGAGCAAUGAUUUACUGAGGAACUUUUUUUUUUGGGGUUAGCUGGAGUCCCGUGCAUGCACACUAGUAUACUACUGCUGAGUCGAUAAUAAAGACAAACUCCGAUUACGUCGUUGUACGAGCCUCAUUAUAAUAAUAACUCGACAGUGACACCCACUAAUUCUAUAUUAAAGCAUCCAUAAAGUAGCAUGCCAUGGGACCUUUAACAUCUCGCAUCACAUACUAAAGGGAGGCGCCACCCAGUGGCGCUUUAUAGAGCUGACUGUUACAAAAAGGAAGCAACACAUGGCUGUGGAGACAAGAGCCAACGGCAUCAUCCUUUAUUCGGUUUGAUGGAAAUGAUCUCUGCACUUCUGCUCCUUCUAGUGAUGACGUCAUCUGCUGACCAGGAAGUCAAGCAGAACCUGACCUCCACUGUGGGAGGAGAGGUCACCAUACCUGGGCCUGUCAAGAGCAGUGGAUAUCUUGUGAAAGAAAGACUUGUAAUCGCUUCAGUGAGAGAAAGUGGGUUGCAAAUAUAUGUUAAAGGUUUCCUGGACAGAGUGUCCUGGGACAGAGACACUGGGCGGUUCACCAUACGAAGACUGCAGAGCAACGAUUCCGGGAUUUAUUCUGUUAAUCAAGGAGAUAAAUCUGAUUCAAUCAAGCUGAGUGUUUAUGACGCCGUCCUGGAGCCUGGUGUCACCGUAACGUCUGUGAGCAGCGAGGGCUGCACCCUGCUGUGUGCUGUGGACCAACUGAGUGGAGGGACUCUCUCCUGGUAUCAAGGAGAGGUCCUGGUGAACCAGAGCAGCACCCAGCGCUCUCUCCCUCUGACCGUGGACAGGCUGGCUCUCCGGUCCUCCUACCGCUGUGUGUCUGCCAACCCUGCUGGUAACCUCACCCGGUCAGUCGACGCUAAUACGUCCUGCACAGUACAGCAGCGCACUGGUGAUGAAGAUGAAGAGGAGUCUAACAGGCUGCUCCGGAUUCUGAUUCCCAUCUUCUCUGUUGCGACCGUCAUAUCCGUCAUCGUAUUUGUUGUGAAGAGGAGGAAGAGAGCCACAGAUCUCCAAGCUUUAAUCCUAUCGGCCCAAGACGUAACACCAAAGGUAGGUGCUCUGUGGGUGCCUAUAUACAGUCUAGUCCACCUUACUACAGUCCCUAAUCACAGUUCCAUUCCCAAAGGCCUCAUAGACCAAAAGAUACCCUCAAAUUAUAUCUCACAAAUCCACAAAAAUACAUUUUCAAAUUGUGUUUUACACAAUUACAUCUUUACUCACUUUCAGAUAAUUCUUUACACACAAACUAGUCAGUAUGCUUUUGUUGAUCUCGCAGAGUUACCGUACCGCAGGGGAUCCGUAGGUAAAAAGGAGGAGGCUGUUCAGGAAAACACUUUGUACGAUCUGCUGCAGGCUCCCCGCAUCGUUGAUCCGACCGCUGCAGAGCGCACCUGAAGCUCACGAGAAGGAGCUUAACAAGGCCGCUACAACACGCCCCUCAGAUGCAACCCGCUGCAGGUUCAUCGCAUCGCUGCCCCGACCGCCACAGAGCGCGCUUGAAGCAAACAAGAACCAAAAGGACUUAAACGGCUCAUGUUGUAUCUUAAUUUAUGUUGUUUUUUUAUCGAAAGUUUUUAUUAUUAUUAUUAUUUUUAUUAGUCAUUUUUUAUUAUGCGCUUUGUUAAAGAAAUGCAUUUGUCCAUGGAGUCAGAGUUCUUUGGAAGAAAGGAGAAACGCCUUUUAGGUCAUACUGUAUUUCCUCCAUAAAGGGGAUCUCCCACGGUUGGAAGGUUCUCAUCCGUUAUCGCCAUCCGUUAUCGCCAUCCGUUAUCGCCAUUGUUUGCGCUGGCACACAAAAGAUUGUCCUAUCGCUGAGUAUAGAAAUGUCUGGUUAGAGCUGUAUCAUUAACACCACCAUUAACAUCUUGUGAGUUUGGGCCUUUUAGGGCCUUUUGGCUCUUUAUUAAUAAACAUCCUCCAAUAAUCUUGGUUGGAAGGUAAAUUAUCAAUCACAUCAAUGACCUAUACUCACCAAACCGUUAUUUUCCGUCUGGGAGACAUUAAGGGACUCUCUUUUCAUUAUAUUUUACCUUUAAUUAACCAGGCAGAUCAUUAAGAACAAGUUCUUAUUUACAGUGAUGGCCUGACAACAAACACAAGCUUCUUGGGGGGGAAGGGAAAAGGGGAAGUGAGAAAGAAUGGGUUAGAGAGGCAGCAGCACACAAACACAGCUGUACAGACGUACAACAAUGCAGCAACAGGGACCUGCAGGGUUAACAUACAGCUACGUAGACAUACAACAAGCACAAGCAAAGAACAGGAUUACAUAAACAAGGCAAAACAGCAAGAAUAAACUUAUAACAAAAUAACAAUUGUGAAAAAACAUUUAAAAACUUUAACAUUUAACUGUACUUGUUCAAUGGGGACGAGAGGACCAACAGAAAUAUUGACAUUAUAAGACAGUCGAAAAUUAUAUAAUACACAUGACACAUAAGCAAUGUACACCCACAAUGUACAGUUCACAUAGUUCAUGUUAGUGUUUUGUAGUUCAUUCCACGACUGAGGAGCACAAAAGCUGAACGAUUCAGACACCGAGUGGACCUGCAGAAACAAGCAGCGUACCGUUUUGGUAACCUUUAAGUUGGUAUCCUGCAUAACAUCCUGGUAACGUGAUCAUGCAAGGCUCCAGGCUAAUAAUUAUCUGAGGGUUAGGCUGGUCCAACGCUUUCUUAUUUUAAGGAUGGGGCGACUGUGCCACCAGGUGGCAAAAAAAGCAAUAAUACAGCAUUAGUUUUCACUUGGCUUUGCAGAAGAGGAAAGACUAUAUAAAAUGAAGAGGACUUCUAUUUUUUACUAUAUUAGAUCAGUUAACACAUUACAAAUAACAACCGUUUCGCAAACUCACACCAAAGACUAGAUGAAACCGAAAAUAUUGUAUUAGAUAUGAACGUUAAGAUUACAUGCUAGUACGUGGUGUAACGGCUGGGUGACUUGCAGGGGAAAUAGGACUCAAAAGCACCACUCGGGUAACAGAUGCCUGUUUAGAAAGGGUUUGGUAUUACAGUGCUAUACUGGUUUGGAGUCACUUGGUCACAUGGAAUAGAAGCUAUUGAGAUUAUAUAGUAUAACUUCUGCAUAUUAAUAGGAAAAAAUAGAGGAAGCAGUAAAAUAGCUGAACGCGUAUUUAAAAGACAAUACCACUCUGAGAUCAAACCAUGGUAACUGUUUCUCCUGGAUCACUGAAACAUCGUUACCAACAUCAUUCUACAUUAACAUCACGCUCCUUGUGCCGAAGAGCAUUUAGUGGACUUCAGUCUGCAGCGAAUUAUGGCAAUAAAGCACUUAAAGGGAAACUUCACCCAUUUCCAUUAAGCUUUGUAUCGUUAGAAACCCACUCAUAUUUAUGAGGGGCCGUAUGGGACAUUAUUCAGAAUAAGCAUGCACAUACACAUAUGAAACCAAACUCAUUCACAUACUAUACUGAAAAACUCGCACACAUACAAGUGAAAAGCUUUUACAUACACAACUGAAACACUCUCACACAAACAACUGAAAAAUUAUACGCUCACAUACACAACUGAAAAGCUUGCAUAAAACCUAGUGAAACCUUUUACAUGGACUACUGAAAUGCUUUCACACAUACUGGUAAAAUGUUCUCAUAAACACAGCUGAAAAAUGUUCUCUCACACACAUAUGAAACCAUUCACAUACUAUACUGAAAACCUCACACAUACACAAGUGAAAGCUUUUACAUACACAACUGAAACACCUUCACUCAAACUGAAAAGCUCUCGUAACAACUAGUGAAACCUUUUACAUGAACUACUAAAAUGCUUUCACACAUAGGCCUACUAGUAAAAUGUGCUCAUAUACACAGCUACUGAAAACCUCGAGACACGUAACUCUAGAUUCUAUGAGUAUAGGCGCAGCCUUUUAAGUGUCGGCCACAUUGUCCUUUAAAUAGCUGAAGAAAAGCUGUUUAUUGGUAGCAGAACGUCCGCCGGCGCCCGACUAUAUCUGCGAAAUGCGGACGUCGUUGAGGCACGCCGCACGCGCUCGCAAUUAAUAUCUACGCGUGUGAUAUGAUAUAAUACGCCCGAAUGCAUGUUUUCACUGAAACGCCUUCCGUUUUCACUGAAAUCCUCACACACGUACUAGUGAAAAGCAUUGACACACACAAAUGAAACACUCUCACACAAACAACUGAAAAAUGAUACGCUCACAUACACAACUGAAAA
Messenger RNA from Gadus chalcogrammus (walleye pollock), 5556 nucleotides. Its product is annotated as SLAM family member 7-like. The coding region runs from base 1670 to 2773 and encodes 367 amino acids. The transcript is spliced from 7 exons. NCBI's taxonomy places the organism in Eukaryota, Metazoa, Chordata, Actinopteri, Gadiformes, Gadidae. The record is from RefSeq and is a predicted model, not a curated record.